This is a messenger RNA of Scatophagus argus, 3268 nucleotides long. RefSeq names its product connector enhancer of kinase suppressor of Ras 1 (gene cnksr1). Lineage: Eukaryota; Metazoa; Chordata; Actinopteri; Scatophagidae. The transcript is spliced from 21 exons. Gene Ontology annotation, molecular function: protein binding. The coding region runs from base 86 to 2620 and encodes 844 amino acids. The record is from RefSeq and is a predicted model, not a curated record.
UUUUCCUUCUUCCAGCAGCCCGGAGAGGUAGAAGUCGGCCAGGACGGCUGGAAACUGAAGCAACGACUGCACCAGGACUCCGAGCAUGGAGCCUAUCACGUCGUGGAGCGAGGAGAGAGUCAGCGAGUGGCUCCAAGGUCUCGAUGCUCCCCUGCAUCAGUACCCGGUCACAGAGUGGCAUUUAUCAGGUGUGGAUCUGCUACAGCUGACCUCUCAGGACCUGGAAAAGUUGGGAGUGCACAAGAUUGGACACCAGGAGCUCAUACUGGAAGCUGUGGAGAAACUCUGCUGUCUGACGUAUGGUAUAGGUGGUGAGAACCUACGCAGUCUGACGGAGAAGCUGCGUGCUGUUUCCCACACCCUCCAGAUGGGCAUCCAGGGCCGCUGGCGCCUCAACAGCUACGAUGGACGCAGCACCACCAAGCUGUCUGCUGGUGUUCUGCAGGUUGUAGUCGAGCUCAUCACCUCCGCCAAAGGACUCUUCUCUUUGCUCAACAGGUAUCAGUUUUUCCAGCUCAGUGAAUACACCACUACAAAGAACAUAUUCAGCUACUGCAAAGAGCUGGGAGACAUCGUCCACAAGGAUACCACUGUUUUCGAAAAGGAGAAGGACAUCAUCUCUGUGUGCCGUCAGUUGGUGGCGGUGUGCGACGAGAUCCUGAGCUCCAGCCCAGAGGUGCUUCUUACCCACACGGCUCAGCUCGAGAGUGUCGACCUGGUGCCCGUGUCACCUGGUGAUCAGCUGGGGAUUGAGAUAACGUCCACUGGCUCCAGUAACCACUACGUGACUGGAGCUGCUGCUGAGCCUUCCUCUGAUGUCUAUCUGAAAAUAUUGGCUGGUGAUGAAGUGAUUCAAGUCAACAACCAGAUAGUGGUGGGCUGGAGCAGAGCGAAUCUCGUGAAGAAGCUGCGGGAGAAUCCCAGCGGAGUGACUCUGGUCCUGAAGAAGAUUCCUGGUUCAGUGCAACAGGGACAUCCAGUCCAGCUCUCCUCCACACAGAAGGAGGAAGAGGAGAAAGAAGAGAGGUCAGAAGAGGAAGAGGAUAAGGACGAGGAGGGGAAUCAGAGGCACUCCAUAUUUGAGAGGGUAGCAGCUUCUGUCAGGUCCUUGUCUUUUAGGAGAGCCAUUCAGGGGCCAGAGGUUCAUCAGCAGCCUAUGGGACAGGAGGAAUCCGAGUUGGCCUCUGACAAGGAGCUGGAGGGAAGUCUGACUCUAACGUCAUAUCAGAACCAACCGGGGAGGCUGUCACCACUGCCAGCCUCAGGGGAGUUUGGGAGUUCAAGACUUUCCCCCACACUGAGACGCGACCGGUCACUGUCACCCAGAAGUCCCUCUCCCCUGGCAUUUGAGUCAUUCAGAAGUCCUUCACCUCAGGGAGUCAACCAGGGAAGAGCUAGCGUAAGCUCCUGUCCUGAAAUGGUGGGAGACAUGGGGAAUAAAGACAGAGAAAAGAGCUCUACAAAAGGAAUGUCGACGGCUAUGAGUCGGCGUCGUGUGUCCUGCCGUGAGCUGGGUCGACCCGACUGCGAUGGCUGGCUGUGGAAGAAGAGGAAGGAGAGCAAUGUCUUCCUCACCCACAAGUGGCAGCGCUUCUGGUUCGUCCUCAAGGGGCCUUCACUUUACUGGUACUCCAGCCAGCAGGAUGAGAAGGCAGAGGGUUUUAUGAAUAUAGCCAGCUAUAACAUAGAGAGCGCCGGAGAGCACAAGAGAAAAUACGUGUUUAAGAUGUGCCACCAACGAUUUCAGAACUUCUUCUUUGCUGCUGACAAUGUCAGUGACAUGAGCAAGUGGAUUAACUGUCUGAUUGCAUCCAUACACAAGCAUAAGAAGUUAAACAAAGGCCCAGAUAAUGAGGAAGAGUGUUACAGCGAGACUGAAUCAGAAAGCGAGAGAUCGCCUUCACCCCGCAGAAGAAACAAAGUCGGCACAAAAGUGCAGUCCAACACCCUGCCUCGCCCCAAGGGGAAGACGAACAAGGUGCCAUUAACGUGUCCGUCAACAGGGGGCAGCAAAGGAACAGGAGGUCCAGUGGAUGAGAUGGGCAUGAUGUUAAACAACAUAAAGGAAGGAGGAGUUUCUCUGAUUGGCCAUGAGCAGCCAUUUACGCACGACCACUUCAGGAAAUCGUUCAUUCGACGCUGCAAGAAUCCUGUCAUCAAUGAGAAAGUGCACACUCUCCGAGCCCUGCAGAGCACCCUUAAGGCCAAAGAGGCGGAGCUGCUACAGAUCAACAAGAUCUUAGAGGACUCUGAUCUGACAGCUUCAAAGUAUCGUCAGUGGAAGGAGCACAACGAGGAAUUAGUUCACGAAAUCGAAAGAGUGGCUGCUUCCAAAGGAGGGGACGGCGCGGCGGUGCAGGACCCGCCCACCAAAGAGGUUGCCUUGGAAACAGCCUCUGCAGAGACAGAAGGUGCAUACAGGCUGAGCCUCAGCGACGGGGAGCAGCUAGUGGACGCAGAGCCGUCUGAUGUUCUCCUGGAGAUCCCACAGGGUUCUCCGACCACAGAGGCCAGUCCGGUGUUAGAACUCUCUCUGGGAUCACUGCACGAGUCAAUAAAGAAACAGCUGAGUGAAAUGGCAGAGAGCGGAGAAGCUUCUGAGAACUGCUUCUACAUUUGAAACCACACCUUGAACAGUCGCACCACCGCAAAGUCGCAGAAUCAGACGGAUUGAAGAAGUUUGUCAUGCAAAAGUGUGAGAUAGACGUAUUUCAACACAUCCUGUAUUGACAUUCACCAGAAAGGAUUGUUAAAAUUUAGACCGAGACUUGCUCACAACUAACAAAUCUGUUUACAGCAGAGAAAAGAACAAUUUGCCAAGUGUCAAUCUGAGUUCAGUAUGUGUGUUAUAAGGACUCUGAGGUUAUUUUCUUGGUGUAAAGUAGAACUUUUCUUAGAAUUCAGUGUAAUGUAAGUCAUGCCUCUUGCAAUGUGACAUGUAAAUACAAAUAUAAAUACUGUAUGUAUUUGUUCAUUGACAUUACCUUAAUAAAGGUAUACAUUUAAAAUAUUUUGCACAUAAUUUGCUUCAGAAACACCUUUUUGGUGUUUUUUUGUUAUAUCUUGGCACAGUGGACAACACUACUUACAUGGACUGUGCAUAUGAACCAUACAGUAGAGCUGCAUGACAGUUCUGGUUCAGCGCCCUUUGUUGUCUGCCAUGAAUGUAGCAAGAUGAAGGAAGGGCUCCUCAAGUGCUGAGAUGUCAGCCCUGCUCCUUUUCACUAUAAUAUUCAUCAGUUUAAUAAAAAGUAAUAAUUAAAAGAAA